GUUCAGUCCACGGCGGCAGUGGAAACCACUGAUCGAGCCCAAGCCGCGGUCGAGCCAAUCCGGUGUACAGACGGCCCAUCCGAGGCCGAAACAUCCGAGCAUCCGUUUGCAGCAUCCGACCUUUUGCCUGAGUUCAUCCAAGGGGAUUAUGAUUUCUUGGCAGAACCUGGGGAUCAAGAAGACUAUCUAAGAGAGAUCCGUCACUUAGAAGACACCGCUGAUACUCCAGAUUUAUAUGAGCCUUCGGAAUCAUUCCCUGAUCAAGUGUAUAAUCCACCCAUCGAUAGCCCUAAGGACCCCAUAGAUCAGAAUUCCUGGAAGAGGUAUGCUACAUCGGAGUGGGUAACUUCUGAAGUCAAAAGGGUCAAGCAAGCUGGAUUGAUGGAUUUAAGAUCGUCUUUUGCUCUUGACAGCCCAUCCCAAACGCUGUCGAUGAUGUUCCAGUUGCCUGCCGAAAGCAUUGCACUCCUGCAAACAUCCCCGGAAGCAGAACACCAGAGCCAAGACUCCGUAGUGGCAAAUCAGAGGUUAGUUCAUGCUCGGAGGACCAGGAUAAUGAGGUCCGAUGAUGACCUGAGAGACGCAAGCAUCGCAAAGUUGAAGCACAUCAUCCUUCUGGAUCCUGCUGCAUCCCGGUUGGGGGAACUGUUAGUCCCAACUUCCUCGCGACCGAUGGACGAAGUGGACCUCCGUAGGUCGUUAGAUCAAGCCUUCAGCCGAAAAUCACCCAACACUCUUUAUAAGAGAGCCUGUGCCCUAACGCGGUACGUAAGUUGGUUUGAUAGGCUUAAUCAUAGAGGUUCACCCUUGAGAUUGAAGGAAUUUGACAUCUAUAGCUACCUCGGCCAUUUAGAAAGUGAAAGGGCGGGACCAACAGCAGCAUCAGGAUUCAUAGAAGCGUUGAGAUUCCUGGACUCAGUAGCAGUGCUGACCUUUGCCAACCUCGACUUGGUGUUGUCACCUCGAGUGACAGGGUUUGCAUAUCAACAGUAUCUCAGGAAGGCCCCUCUUAAUCAGAAAGACCCAAUCCCGUGUCUACUGAUUGCUGCGAUGGAGAGGCUCUUGAUGAAGAAAAUUGACGAAGUUCAGGUGUGCGUGCUGGGCCAACUGUUGUGGUGUUUUCAUGCAGCGAGCCGGUGGUCAGACAGUCUCCGGAUCCAGUCUCUAAAACUGGAGAAAGCAGAGGGUGCAUCACUGGUCACAGGUGAAGCUCUCGGAUCGACGACAUCGGUGACAAAAGAGGCUCAAACCCGUCUCCUGCCCUACGCAGCAAUAGGCACCGGAGUGAGUGGAGAACCUUGGGCAGAGAAGUGGAUCAAUUCGAGGGCAGAGGAGCUUGGACGGGAGCCGGAUCCUUUCCUACCCGCAUUCAGGUUGCCAGCUCAUCCGGAAGUUCCACAGCCCACCUGUGAGGUGCCGGACGAAGCAGAUCCAUGGGAGAUUUCAUCAGAGUCCAGUGAGGAGGAUCAAGCCCUAGUUGGAGUUUUGAGCAAUCAGGAAGAGGUGCAAGGCAGAAAACCCUUUCCAAGUGAACAGGAGGUAGAUUGCAUCGUCCACAGGAAGAGUGGCAUUGUCCAUGCCUUGCAACCGUUGGGAGACUACACGUUGUGCGGUCGUCCAGUGACCGGGAACUACGUAGAGUUACAAAAAGCCGAUACCGAAGACAUGGAAUACUGCAUCCUUUGCGGCCGCCAACUAGGAGUAGCAGCUAAAUCGAGCUGA
Molecule: messenger RNA, 1722 nt
Organism: Cladocopium goreaui
Lineage: Eukaryota; Dinophyceae; Suessiales; Symbiodiniaceae
Source: the annotation of a GenBank genome assembly